CUUUCUCUCUCUCCCUCUCUCUUUCACAGCCUGUCCAUCUUGAAUUAUUAACACACCCAUGAUUCAUCCUAAAAGCAUUGUCGUUUUCUCAAACAAAUCUCAUCCUUCUGCCCCUUUUUCUUUGGAGAUAUAUUUGGUCAAAUCGACACUGGGGUUUCCUUGCCGAUAGGCUCUUCUAUAGGUUUUUUCUGGCCACUGAAAUCUCCCGUUCUUUUUAAAGUUUAAAGGCAAUUGUGUGGUGGACUGGUGGCGUUCGAAUUCAUUUACCAGGCAUGGGAUCAAAACUAGAGCAUGCCCAUAUUUCUACUAGCAACAAACUCAUAUUUCUCGGCAUUGGAUGAUCGCUUCAUGGAAUAACAGGUAUCGUUAUCAUCACAGAGUCACCCAACUAGCCUUGUGUACGUAUCAUUCAUUAGCUUUGGAUUCAAAAAAUAAGAUGCUCGAAAACCACCAUCUAGAAUUCAUAAAACAGACAAUGUUGAAGCAUGAAGAUACUUUUAGACAUCAGGUACGGGAGCUUCAUCGAUUAUAUAACGUUCAAAAGAGUCUGAUGGGAACCUUGAGAAACGAUAUUAGAAGAAAUACUGAAUGCCAACGGGCUACUUUGGAUAUUAACAGUCUUGAUAAAAGAGUAGGGUUUGAUCUUUCAAGAUCUGCCAUGGAAGAUACGUCAUGUGGAGAUAGUAGUGGUAUUCACGAUGAUAAAACAGGGCCUAACGAUGUAGAACUGACGUUAAGUAUCGGGCCUAGCGCUAGUAAGAGAUUAUCAGAAAACAGGCUGCAUCAAACCGGAGGCAGUGACUCUAAGACCAAGAUGAAAACGAAUGUAUUGAAUUCAAGUACAUUGUACAAUGAAGAUAAAAAGAGACCACAUUGGCUUUUUCAAGAUCUAAGUUUAAAUCGAACAUAGCGGAAUAUUUCUAAUUACAGUAAUUAGUUUUUUUUAAUUUUGGGUUAUAGAUGUAUGUUUUGUAGUUAUUUACAUGUCAUGGUCAAUGAUACAAGAAUAGCCAAUCUAAGUUGACUCAUAUUUCUUUGUCCUUAUUUCGAGGAAUGGUAAUUACUUUUCUUUACAA
Lactuca sativa (garden lettuce) is the source of this 1076-nucleotide messenger RNA. The record is from RefSeq and is a predicted model, not a curated record. NCBI's taxonomy places the organism in Eukaryota, Viridiplantae, Streptophyta, Magnoliopsida, Asterales, Asteraceae.